AUGUCGGCUCAUCCACAAAAUUCCCUAGAAGGCUGUUUGCUCCGGGAUUUUUCCCCCACGCAAUUGCGGCUGAACAUGUACUCCAAAGCCAAUGUCAUUGCCUCUGUAGCGUCUGCUCUAAAAGGUUCUUCGGCCAUGGACCGAUUACUCUGCUCUCAGUUUAGCAAACUCUUUCGGCUACCUGUUGCUCGAUGCCCGAACUCAACCAAGCUCAUUGGCAGCCUUCUCUGCCGGCAGCUUAUUACGAUUCGAAAAUAUGAACUUUGGUUCACUUUCGGUAAUCAUCCUCUUCGUUUCUCCGUAGAUAAAUUUAAGGAAAUAUCUGGCUUGAACUACGGCGUAUUCGAUGUUGAAGACUCAGAAACUGAGGUUAAUGAACCAGGUAGUAUGUGGAAGCAACUCUUUGAUACAACGGUAGGUGAAAUAACUGUGGUUCAGGUGCUUAAGAUGCUAGAGAACCCAUAUCUUGCGGAUUGGAAACGAGUUCCUUUGGCUCUGAUAGCGUUGGUGGACGGGGUUUUGUGUUGUACUAAUAAAACACUCAAGCUCACCCCUAAGUAUGUCGAAAUGCUCAGCAACCUGGAGUCUUUCAUGAAUUAUCCAUGGGGGAGGACCUCGUUUUUACACACCAUAUCUCGUUUUUUGCCUCCCCCGGUUAGUGUCGAAACCCCUGACCCGCUGCACGCACUACGGAUCCGGUUAUCUGAAAAGAAAACCGCAUGCUAUGGCUUUCCACUAGCUCUCCAGUUGCUCGCUUUUGAAGCGGUUCCUCAGCUGUUGGCCAGAAUUCCCGAUGCGGAUAACACAUACGAUUUUUUGGAUAACCCUUCGUGUUGUGGAAACACCGUGGUUAUCCUCAACACAAACGACAUUGUCGCUGUCGAAGGAGAGCCAGAUGUUAUUGUAGAUUUCAGCCUCGUCCCCGAAGCUGAGCGACAUUUCUGGUUGGAUGAGGUUGAGGACCCGAAAGUAACUCGUUUAGUCGACCACAUCUGUUCUGGCCAUACAUUUAGAACUGAAGAUUUCGAAGGUGGAGACAGGUCAUUUGGUAAAGACAAUGCAAUUCCGGAAGGCAAACCUCAAGGUGUACCCCUUAUACAGCGUACUCUACGACCACGUAAACGUGCUGCUGUUGUUAUUGAAGACCUAACGACACCCGAACACAAUGAACCCGACGUUCCGCCUGAAUCAGGAAGGUCUCCAAACGAAGAUUUGAAAUCGUGGAUUCUAGAGCAGUUUCAAAACUUUAAGAAUGGGAAAUACGAGCGCUUAGACCAGUUUGAGAAAACAUUAUGUGAUCACUUCGGUGUUCCCCUACCUAACAUCCACAACAAAGGCAAGAGGAAGGUGGGAGAAGAUGAUCAUGGAUACUCCGGUUCUCCGAAAAGUGUCGAGAACCAGUAUAAAAAGCAGCGGCCAAAUCGGAAGUCAAGAAAAAUAAAUUCAACGGUUCCUAAGCCUGGACAGGAAAUGCAUUCGUAUCCACUUCGCUCUGCAGACGGCUUAGAGGGAACCAUAGGAAACACGCAACCUGGCUUCAGCAGGGAGACUCGCGAGAACAACGAGAAUUCAACUCUUCUUACUCCACAAUUCGAUCAGAACGCAACCGAUCAGAAAGAUGACACCUACAUUGGUGAAAAAGCUGUGGAUGUCAAGUGGGAUGAAGCAAAUCCUCAUGCAUACAGCGCAGUGAAAGAAGUACAUGCGGGUGAGCGUCCAUCAUCAGAUCCGAAUCCGGAAUCUGCCCCAGAUUUUGCAUCCACCAGAAGUGAAGAUAAUGUUGGACCUGUUUCCACAAACCUGAGUGGUCAAAAAACGCAAGCACCCGUUAUAGAGGGCGGUGUACCUGAUUCGAUGGCCGUUCAAAAUCCGACAUCCCCGAUUGAGGAGGACGAGAAUUAUGAAAGCUGCAAAGAAAACAUCUCAUUUGAUUCCCAGUUGCAAGGAAAACACCCUCGAGCUGUAGAAGAUAUGCCUGGUUCUGAGACGGAUGAUGACGACAAUUAUGUGGAGAGUGGUGGUAAACGUGUGCCCAAAAAAUCCCAGAAGAUUCGCUGA
Brassica napus (rape) is the source of this 2058-nucleotide messenger RNA. RefSeq lists its product as uncharacterized. The transcript is spliced from 4 exons. Lineage: Eukaryota; Viridiplantae; Streptophyta; Magnoliopsida; Brassicales; Brassicaceae. The record is from RefSeq and is a predicted model, not a curated record. Bases 1 to 2058 code for a protein of 685 amino acids.